UUGUCGUACGGCUCCAGCUCUCCGGCUCUGUCUAACCGACAGCGUUUCCCCACCUUCUUCCGCACCCACCCCUCUGCCACGCUGCACAACCCCACCCGGGUGCAGCUCUUCCAGAAGUGGAAAUGGACCAAGAUCGCCACCAUUCAGCAAACCACAGAAGUCUUUACAUCAACUCUGGACGACCUGGAGGAGAGGGUGAAGGAGGCCGGGAUAGAAAUCAGCGUUCGUCAGAGCUUCCUCUCCGAUCCUGCUGUGGCUGUCAAAAACCUCAAGCGCCAAGAUGCCAGGAUUAUUGUCGGCCUGUUCUAUGAGACGGAGGCCAGGAAAGUCUUCUGUGAGGUGUACAAGGAGAAGCUGUAUGGGAAGAAGUACGUGUGGUUCCUCAUCGGCUGGUACGCAGACAACUGGUUUAAGAUCAAGGACCCGUCCAUCAACUGCACUGUGGAGCAGAUGACGGAGGCUGUGGAGGGCCAUGUGACCACGGAGAUCGUCAUGCUCAACCCGGAGACGGUGCGCGGAGCCUCUAACCUGACCUCUCAGGAGUUUAUAGCCCAGCUGAUGUCCAAACUGGGGGGUAAAAACCCAGAGGAGACGGGGGGCUUCCAGGAGGCCCCCCUGGCCUACGAUGCUGUGUGGGCAUUAGCUCUGGCCCUCAACAAGACCGUGGGACCCCUGAAGGCCAAGGGUCACCGACUGGAAGACUUCAACUACAACAACCGAGACAUCACGGCUGAGAUCUACAGAGCCAUGAACACCAGCUCCUUCGAAGGAGUGUCAGGUCAUGUUGUAUUUGACGCUCAGGGGUCUCGAAUGGCCUGGACUCUGAUUGAACAGCUUCAAGGAGGGAGCUAUAAGAAGAUUGGAUACUACGACAGCACCAAAGGCAAUCUGUCGUGGUAUGGGAAUGACAAGUGGAUAGGCCCCGGCCCCCCUGCAGACCAAACAGUGGUCAUCGAGGAGUUCCGCUACCUGUCCCAGAACAUCUUCGUGUCUGUGUCGGUCUUCGCUGGGUUGGGAAUCCUGCUGGGAAUCGUCUGCCUCACCUUUAACAUCUACAACAGCAAUGUCAGGUACAUCCAGAACUCCCAGCCCUACCUGAACAACAUGACUGCAGUGGGCUGUAUGAUGGCUCUGGCCGCGGUCUUCCCUCUGGGCCUGGACGGCCUGCACGUCAGCGCGAGACACUUCCCCGCCGUCUGCCAGUUCCGCCUCUGGCUGCUGGGUCUGGGUUUCAGCCUGGCUUAUGGCAGCAUGUUCACCAAGAUCUGGUGGGUCCACACCGUCUUCACCAAGAAGGAGGAGAAGAAGGACAAGAGGAAGCACCUGGAGCCGUGGAAACUCUACGCCACAGUCGGCGUGCUGCUGGCCAUCGACAUCUUACUGCUCAUGCUCUGGCAGAUUGUUGACCCUCUACAUAUCACAGUGGAGAAAUUCACCAGAGAAGCCCCCAAAGGAGACCUGGACGUCCUGAUCCAGCCUCUCCUGGAGCACUGCAGCUCUGAGAAGAUGAACACCUGGCUGGGUGUGGUGUACGGAUACAAAGGCCUGCUGCUGCUGCUUGGCAUCUUCCUGGCCUACGAGACCAAGUCCAUCUCCACGGAGAAGAUCAACGACCACCGGGCGGUGGGCAUGGCCAUCUACAAUGUUGCUGUGCUGUGUAUGAUCACAGCUCCAGUCACCAUGAUCCUGUCCUCUCAGCAGGACGCCUCCUUCGCCUUUGCCUCCUUGGCCAUCGUGUUCUCGGUCUACAUCACCCUGGUGGUCCUGUUUGUCCCCAAGAUGCGGCGUCUGAUCACGCGGGGGGAGUGGCAGUCAGACGGUCAGGAGACCAUUAAGACCGGCUCGUCCACCAACAACAAUGACGAGGAGAAGUCCAGACAGCUGGAGAGAGAGAACAAGGAGCUCCAGAAGAUCAUCCAGGAGAAAGAAGAGCGUGUCUCUGAGCUGAGGAACCAGCUGACUGAGCGACAGGCCCUGCGCUCCAGGAGAAGAGCUUCCUCUGUCACCUAUCAGAACCACAGCUCUCCGGCCCUCGCCAUUCACCAGAGCGACCCAAGGUCCUUAGCCCCUCCUCCAGGGUACCCCAUCCCCAUCUCUGACCUCCAUCCCAUCCCUUCGUCCUUCGGAAACUCGUCCAGCCUCUACCAGCCAGACAGCAAAAUCACCCGAAAUAACUGCCACGCCAGCCAGCUGCAGCUGCUGUACAAGUGAGGGGGGGAAGGGACAUUGGAGGGAUGAGGACAGUAAGGACAUUCAUAGUUACAUGGAGAUAGAUAAAAUGGUGCACGAAGAACAGAUACAAAAAAAUCUGUAUAUCUGUUGGAGGGGCUGAAUCCAUUCCACCAAUCAGCCGAGGCCGGAGGAUCACCAGUUUUCGUGAUCAAUAUUAAAAAAGUAUAUAUAUCAUAAAACAAAAUGUACAUACCGUCUUUUGAAUCUUAUCUGCCAGUGAUGUUUAAUGUGCCAUCUAGAGUUUAAGAAAAACUUGAAAUUAAACUUUGUGAAGCCCUGAACCCCUUGGCUAUACUAACUGUCAAACUUUCCAUUGAUACACUGCACAUGAAGAAGUUUACAAUGAUGGCAGAUUUAACGAUCUGAAUUUCGGUCAUCAUUUAAACAAAAUUAUUACAUUAAUGAAUACGAAAGCAUCUUGGCAUUUGUGGCAGCUGUUGAUUAUGUUGGCUGAAAUCCCAACUGUAAAAUGGAUUUACUUUAUUUUGAUGCUAAUCAGAUCCAUUAAUCUGUUGGAAUUGAAAAGUGACUCUUAAAAUGAGAACCCUUUGGUAUUGACAUGAUGGAUGCAUGCAUGAUAUUGAAUUUAGUCUGAGACUAAAUCUACAUAUUCCUGGGAAAUUGUGAGUUGAUGAAAAACACAUGGUAAUGAAGAGCAGAAUUGUUCUUGAUCUCCAAGUUAGCUAGUUAGCCAGGUCUGUAAGAGUGUGAUAAUGAAAAGUUAACAUCAUUAUUUUAGAUUAUUUUAAUAUAUUGUUCAUAUUUUUGAAAAAUUAUGUUUUACUUUUACAAAUAAAAAGGCUUUGAGGAUGAAAACAACCACUGACUUUGACAAAGUAAGAUUGAGAAUAAACCUGAAGUGUAAACCUCCUCAAAUCCAGUGAAGAGCACAUGGUAGCUGCUAAGAUUAGCAUAAACUCUCAUAGUUGCAUCUAGGCCUAGCUCUUACAAACAGGAAGUCCUUGGACAGAACAGGACUUUUAAUGUAAGUUUUUAAGCCUCAAAACAAUGAUGUUAACAAAUAACUCUUGGCCUUGGACGUUAUGCUAGGUUACAUCUGAAUGCAGUAAGCUAGUUAGCCAAACCUUGCACUUUGCAAACAUGCUAGCUCUUAUAUGUUACUUACAGUGUCGUUAGUAUUGCCAUAUGUACAGUUUGUUUCUUGUUACUGUUUUGUAUAGGGUGUUUUUUGUUACUUUUAUGUACAGUUCAUUCCUCCCAUGUUUUUCUUUGUUUUUAUUAUGAAUCAGAUUUACUCUCUGUGAACGAUAAACCUUAUUGUUACGAUUCAUGCUACAUAAACAUGUGUUUAUUGGGCUGUAUUAAAGGGAUUGAAGUGUGAAGGGUUUUGAAUUGGUGUUUUAUGAGGUACUUAUCCAAAGUCAGUGUAUACAGUAGAUGGCCGCACCCCAGAAGCAGACAGGGGUACUGGGACAGCAGCAAAGCAAAGCACCCUACUGCUGUGGGCGGGGGCAUACAGCCUCAUUUUAAAAUGGCCUACCUUAAAACAAUAUUACUAUGACCUUGCCAUGAGAAAAACCUUUUUCAAACUCAAUGGGCAAAAAAGCUUAAUUUGUUUUACUGUGUGCUGUCUGCAAGGUAUAGGGUUAAAACUAUUCUGAAUAUAAAUGUUGCCUAAACUGAUAUGGAUAUUUUUUGUGUGGGCCCUAACUAUUUAGUUCACUAAUGCCCCCUACCACAGCAGUAGCUUGGUUAGCUGCUGUGCCCACAUCUGGUUUAUCCAAACUACCCUCUGCUCUAGGUGACACACUGUCUAUGGAUAAGUACCUCAUACAACAACACUUCACAUCCAAACUAUUCCUUUAAAAUAGAUAUUUAAGAACCAAGUGUUUAGGAGGGUUGUGUCUUUAAACCCUUAUUCCAAAAACAAACAAGCUGAGCAAUUGAAUACACAGUGCGUGUGUGUAGUUUUAGCCUCAGACUUUUAACAUAGUGCAUGCAUGUUGAAGAUCCCUUUAAACAUUGCUCUUAUUUAAAAAGGGUUAGCUAGAAAAUUGUCAUCAGUGUUUUAGUGGUUGUUAGCUGAAUAUGGCUGACACAAUCUGCAAGCGUCAGUUUUCUUUCAGUUGACAAGAUAGAUGGCCCUGACUAGAAAUGAGAGCAAUUGGGGCAAAGCAGUGUUCAUAGCUGUACCUUACAAUAUUGCCUCCAUAUGUGUUGGAUAGUGCUAUGUACUGUAUUAAGAGGUUGUGAAAAAGGGCAGACUCCAAGAUGAAACGUUCUGAUGUUUCGUAACAGUGGUUGUAUCCAAAACAUAAUAUAUUUUUGGUCAUUUUAGCUCUUUUUGUUAAAUGUUUGAUGUAGGUUUUUUUAGAUUGUUAAUAGUCUCUGUUCAAAGAGACUUGUGAUUCAUUGUACAUACUUGUGUGUUUUCAUGCUUAACCCCUCACUGUGGAUGAACUGAAUCCUGUUGAUUCAGAGCUCAGAAGAAAAGUAUGCUGUCAUCUGUCAGAUAUUUAUUUAUUGCAAAAAGAGUGACUGCCACUCUCGAAAGUUGAAGGAGCAUUACAUGAGGCUAAAACAUUUGUUUCUCUCCAAGAGCUUAAUUGUUUUCUUUUUUAAAUGAAUGCAAGUUUUGAUAUUUGAAUAGUUUGCUAUAUUUAUCCAACAGAUAUGGGUUGAACAGAAGGUUCAAGAUCAGAUCUUUUAGGGACUGAGGCAUAGUAUUGGGACUGAGGCAUAGUUUUAACCAAUAGUUUGAAAACGAGAGCGUACGUUUUAAAUAUCAUCAGCAUAAAGGAGUACAUUUGAUUGUUCAACUUCUUUAUUGGUGAUUCUAUCCCACUUGAACGUAAGAUUGCCAAAUUCAGCAUUUCUGUUUGUGUUCACUCUUCUGCUUUUUUGGUCUCACUUCCACAAACAGAUUUUUGUGGGGAUUUGUGGACAAAGAGAAAGACUCCCUGACAAAGUUUCCAUGAUAGGUUUUCAUUCCAGAAAGUAAAAGUACAGCACAUGCUGACUGCCUCAUAAUAACUUAACGCAACAACACACAAAACAAUGAUGAACAUAAAUAAACAUAAGGACAAAAUAUGUUUAUUUAUGCCUUCCAAAACUGUAACAAGCACUAUUUUAACAAAGAUCGAUAAAGAGAUCAUAGGGGCGUUUUCUGAUAAGCCACCUCUGGGUAAGGUUUGCUUAUAUUCAGGAUCCGGCUAGGGAUUGGUAAAAAUGAUGGUCAUCAUUUCAAUAAACUGUCAGUAGUCAAAGCUGCACCACCUUAGUGACAUUUUCAACAUCAUCUUCGGUGAAUAGACUUAGCUAUGGUUGUCAUAAAAAAGACAACUUUGCCAAACUUCUGUUUCAAAGUUCAGGAAUGAACUAUCAUGCUCAAUUUUGAGAGACAGUAUUGGUAGCAUAAUGACUCAUUGCGGGUUCGGUGUUAUGUUAUCCCUGCCUCUCUUUGUAACAGAUCGUUAUUUUAUUGAGGGUCCGGCUUUGGCUUUUAUGUUCAUUACCUUUUUCACCGUCUUAACCUCUCAUGUCAAAUAUGUUGUGCGAUUUUUGCCUGAGGUAUAGAGUUUGUCUUGCCUUCCAUUUGGGUCUCUUGUUCUCUCGGUGUGAUAGCAUAGCUUGCUUUAUAGCGUGGGUUGUUGUAAGCACUUCUGAACUGACUAAUAACUACAGUAUUAGGCGCAGAUGUAUGAACCGGUACAUCCUUUCAAAGUGUAAAUAUCUACUGUGUGUGUGUGUCUGUAACAACGUAUUUUUACUGUUUGUAAAGCAGUGAAGAUGUAAGUGAUGUUGGUAACACAUGACAAUAUGCACACUGACUGUAAAUAAUGACAUUGUAAAUAAUAAUGAAGUUUGACUUGAGCAAAUACAAACUGUACAGUUGAUGUGGUACAGUACUCAAAAUAUAUUUCUAUAUGCUGUAA
Molecule: messenger RNA, 6128 nt
Organism: Gymnodraco acuticeps
Lineage: Eukaryota; Metazoa; Chordata; Actinopteri; Perciformes; Bathydraconidae
Product: gamma-aminobutyric acid type B receptor subunit 1-like
Biological process (GO): gamma-aminobutyric acid signaling pathway; G protein-coupled receptor signaling pathway
Cellular component (GO): membrane; G protein-coupled receptor heterodimeric complex
Molecular function (GO): G protein-coupled GABA receptor activity
Source: RefSeq, a predicted model, not a curated record